Loa loa (African eye worm) is the source of this 280-nucleotide messenger RNA. RefSeq lists its product as hypothetical. NCBI's taxonomy places the organism in Eukaryota, Metazoa, Nematoda, Chromadorea, Rhabditida, Onchocercidae. The record is from RefSeq and is a predicted model, not a curated record. The transcript is spliced from 2 exons. Bases 50 to 280 code for a protein of 76 amino acids.
GCCACACCAUCUGUAAUGCGACUCACGUAGCUUGUCAGAAAUCGGGGCGAUGCCGAACCACUGUCGAAUGUUGUCAUGUGUACGUGGUCGAGGCGCGUCGGGUCACAGAACGGUAGAUCUUCGACUUCAGAUGGUCGAGUGUGCUCUUGUCGUAUAUGACACCAGUCGUGGAACGCCAUUUCGACCAUGCAGAGUUGACACAAGUGGUGAUUUUCAGAAUAAGGCUACCAUCAGAAGCAAUUGUCGACCCAAGGUACUUGAACGCGUUUGUUCGAGGUAA